Limulus polyphemus (Atlantic horseshoe crab) is the source of this 1442-nucleotide messenger RNA. Its product is annotated as dual oxidase maturation factor 1-like. Gene Ontology annotation, cellular component: endoplasmic reticulum membrane. The transcript is spliced from 5 exons. Bases 32 to 862 code for a protein of 276 amino acids. The record is from RefSeq and is a predicted model, not a curated record. NCBI's taxonomy places the organism in Eukaryota, Metazoa, Arthropoda, Merostomata, Xiphosura, Limulidae. Gene Ontology annotation, biological process: protein transport.
CGAAAGAUUUAGUUGGGUAAAAGCUACAGAAAUGAAAGAGCACUAUCGGGAAGCACAGAUCAAAGGCCUACCGUUUCCUGUUUUAACCGUUGCUGAAUAUCUCAGUCUAGAUACGGAAGGAUUUUCUUGGGGCUGGCAGUACCGCCAGGCUGGUUACUAUUCAUAUGUAUUACUCUGGACAGCGUUUGCUCUGUGGAUUUUGUCAAACAUUCUAUUCUGCAGCGUCCCCAGGUAUGGGGCCUUCUGUUUGCAACUAACAGGAGCAGUCAUAUUGCUCGCUAAUAUCAUCUAUUCUCUCUUGCUGCCUGAGAAGGCUUUAGUCAUUCCUUUCGAGGGUGGAACUCUUGUCUUUAAAUACGGCUGGUGCUUCUGGCUUUUACUUGCCGUUGGAAUCAUCGGGCUGUUAGUUGGGGUUAUAGCUACGACUGUGGAUAUCAUGUUUCCUAAUACAUUUUCAACUAUAUUGGAGGCUGAAUAUGAUGGCAACUACCGUUACUUAAUUGAAGAGCGUGUAAGAAUAAAGAGGACACAAAGACGCAAAACUAAAAGUGAGAAGAAUAAAGAACCUCUACCCGAAGAAACUUCUACUGACCCUGGGUGUAGCAACGAAGGCAUUGAAAACACUGCUUUUGAGGAUGAUGACAGCAGUGACAGUCCAAUGGAAAAUGGAGAGAAGGCCAUUAGUCUUAACCAAUUUGGUAAAUAUAUGCAGCAAAAGAAAAGAGGGACAAUUUUGGCUAUUACCCGAAAAGUAAGUGUUCUUUCAAACAAGGUGAAUGUUGAACAAGAAGAAAACGUUACAGCUGGAGGAAGCUAUAACAACAUAAUUAUCUUUUAUGCUGAAGCUAUAGUUGUUCUCUAGUUUUAUGAUCGGUCGAAGGUAAAAAAAUCAAAUGUAUCACUUGUUUUAGUCAUGCUCAGAACAUUAGUUUUAAAUAAUCCAGUUGAGAAAAACAGACAAGUAUUACUACAAACAAAUGUGUUUUCUUCAGAUCUUAAACGUUCACUGUAGAAAACUCAGCAACUGAUGGUGGGUCUACGAAAAUGAAAAAAAAAACAACUUUUCAACUACUACAAAACCACUGAAAGAGCCUGCCGAAACCAGUCUCGUCGCGUGUCAUAAACAGUCAAGCAGAAAAGUGAAUACAGUGGUUCUUUUGUGUAGUGAGCAAAUUGUAUGCGCAUAUGUAAAUGACUUAUCUAUAAAUAUUCUUUUCGAGUUAGCCGUGGAGACACGAAUUCUUCUUCCUUUCAAACUAAAAUCAAGUGGUUUUAGUGCCCGGGUCAUUCAUUCAUAUGGCAAAGAAGUCCAUAGGUGCGUUCCAAAUUACUAUAGAAAAGGGUGUUCUAAUGAGUCAAACUUGGAUGUAAAAUACCGUAGAAAUCUAUAAAAAGGGGACGGGUAAAUCUUCACCUUUACUUGACACUGUUUCACCUUUGCC